This is a messenger RNA of Auanema sp. JU1783, 1503 nucleotides long. Lineage: Eukaryota; Metazoa; Nematoda; Chromadorea; Rhabditida; Rhabditidae. The record is from the annotation of a GenBank genome assembly.
AUGGAUGUAAGUGGCUUAAAUGAAGCAUCCACAUCAAACGAAACACUUCCGGUUAAAGUAUUCAGUGUAGAAGAGGAUGCUCUAAGCUUGUGGAUAUCUGACGAUGAAGAAGGACUGGCCGUUGCCAGUUUAUUGAAUAAGCUUCUAGAAACUUGGAAUAGGAGAAUGCGAUCGACUUUCAAAGGAGGUACUGUUGGCUAUGUUAAGAAGGCAAUGGCUAUACACGGUGUACCUUUCUGCGAAAUCACCGGAUGUGGUAUUAACAUCCGAACAGAUUUCAAUUUCAAAUACAUUCCCACGUGCUCAAUACGUGACUUUUUUCACGAAAUCUCUGAUAUGGAGAGGAGGAUACGGAAAGUAAUAAGCAGACUUGAAAGCCUGUAUUAUGCGUAUGAUAAGCUUGAAAGACGGUAUCGAUCAAGAGCAAUCUUCAAUUCUCCUUUAGUUAGAGUAACUGACUUUGCCAGAAAGUUAGAUUAUAAGAGCAUAGCUUACCACUUAGGAUAUUUAUACACUUAUCGAUGCCAUCCAGGAAUGCAAAAGAAAAAACAUCUCAUAAUAUCUGUGAAACAAAGGGAAAAUGCAGUGUUAGAGUAUCCCAUCUUUGUAGCAAUGGUUUUACAAAUCCUCAUAUCGUCGAAGACGAAUCCUUGUGCGAAUUUACGGUUAUACUUGAAGAGGUUAGCUGACAACGCUUCUAUGGUCAUUGGUCACAGUCAUCGUAUUCCGAUAGUAGCAGUGCUUGUUGAGAUACUGUUAACUUCUUUAGCAUUGGGAUUUCGUGACAUAGCGACUGACAUAGCCUUGAAGGAAAAUAGUUUGUCUGGCCGACAAAAAAAUGAAGAAGAUAUGUCCCCAAUACAUUAUGGUAAAAUACUUAUAUUUUAUGACGAUUUUCUGAGGGGUAAAAUGUCGAAUAGCGCCAAAAUCAGAUUAGCAGAGGAUGCAAUGAUAUUACACGAAGGAGCAUUACAACAGACGUUGUUUUUACCUGCAAUUAGUUUGCGAGUCCAAGCCGAUAUUGAUACAAGGGAUGAAGAAAGAUUUAACUUAAUUAUUGACUUUGUGAGUGCUCAACCAGAAUAUCUACCACAAUUGGUAGAUCUACUGAAGGAUACAAAGUUGGAUGAUAACAUAGUUGAUGCUGUCGAAAUGGCUUGCACGAAAGGCGAGAAAGUUAUUCAUGAAAGUAGUGAUGUUUGGCUGAUAUAUUGCAAAGAUAGAAUUCAGAAGCCCGAGAAGUUUGGCGUGAUUCAAGAAGUUUUAUUGAAGUGUAUGGACAAACUGUUCCAUUUUCUAGAUUAUGCAUCCAAUAGGAGCAAUAGUACAGCGUGGGUUCAGCUGUGGAAUUUGAUUCAAAAAGUCAGCCCUGAAAGUGUCAAGAUUCUUUGGCAGGAAAGAAAAGCAUGGUGGCCAAAAUUCCAUUUCCAGCCAUUGACAGAUCCAGAAUCUAACAAAUACAAGAGCGAAGUUCUGACUGCUCUGGCCGUGGAAAUUUCUUAA